Vollenhovia emeryi is the source of this 1941-nucleotide messenger RNA. RefSeq lists its product as uncharacterized. Bases 87 to 1853 code for a protein of 588 amino acids. Lineage: Eukaryota; Metazoa; Arthropoda; Insecta; Hymenoptera; Formicidae. The transcript is spliced from 7 exons. The record is from RefSeq and is a predicted model, not a curated record.
ACUCCUUCGCCACUGAACGACGGACGUCGCCGUCGCCGUCGUCAUUAUCCACGAGAGACCGGGGACCGUCUCUUGGCGCGGUCAUCAUGUCGUGCAUCACGAUCGGCGUCCUGAUGAUACUCGCGUCGAUCGCACGCAGUUGCGCCGGUUGCCCGUUUUGCGUCAGGCAGCAGCUGCAGCAGUUGCAGCAACGCACGCAGCAGCCGCAGCUGCAGCAACAGCAGCAGCAAUUCUACCGGACCAUCGGCAGCCCGAGACCGUUCGGCGCCGACCGGCCGACCCGCGUCCAGGAGUUCAACCGGACCGGCGUGCUGCAUCCCGAGUACCAGAUACCGGCGACCAUCAGACCCGGCAACGUGUCUCAGUUCUAUUACCUGAGCCCACGGGAAGGCCCGCCUCUCACGUUACUCGUUAGCCCGUGUAGCGGUCCGAUAUCCUGGACGGUCAGCUACGUAGAGCCGCCCGAAAACCAUCAGGAAGCAGAAGCGCAAACGCGAUGGCCUGUGAAGACCUUAAAGCCGGGGUCUCCUCUCUUCACGUACGUGGGCGCGGAGGACCAAAAUUUCACGAUACCAAAGACACGGGCCGGGCUUUACUGGUUCGAGAUCAAGUCUAUGGAGCCUGCGGAACGGCCGCCCGGCACGGUGCUUCUGUACGCGACCUCCAGCGCUCUGGACCACGUAUCGAGUAUAUAUGCGAACGGAAAGGAGCAUCGGCACCGGACGCUGAGAUUUCAACAGCGACGAAGCAAACGGCGGCUGACGAUAUCCUGGGGCAAGAGCCAUGUGGAUCCGCACCUCUCCAACUACUGCUUAGCUGUCACCUCGGGUACGCAGCCGCAUCCGUCGACGCUCUGCGCCGCGCAGGACGUUCUGAAAGCUUAUCCGCACUCGUCGGCGAGAACCGGCACUUCCCCGAAGGAACAUUAUCAUCGGGGCGUUCCGGAAGGUCUGCACUGCGUGCGGCAGACCAAGCUGACGCUUCAUAGGAUGAGAUACGACACUACGUACAACUUUACCCUUUACGUGGUGAACACUCGGAACAACGUCUCUAAUCGGGUCGCCACCGACUCUAUCAGGUUCAAGAAGACGCCGGAGCUGACGUUGCAUACCGAUCGUUACACCACGGCCAAUCUGCGGAAGACCGACGGUUUCGUCAAUUUCCGUUAUCGUCCGCCCGACAACACCUCGAGCACCUUUCACAUACUUCCUUGCGGUGGAGGCAUCGUGAAGGCGAAAUUAAGCGGACAGGGAAUACUACGGGAAAAAGAGGUGGUCGGAUACGCCUCGUUGCGCGUACCUCCUCUACCCCCCGGUAAGACGUACACCCUGCGUAUAUCGACCACACCGCAGGAGCUGGUUCGAGUGUCCACCAUAAAAGUGCUGGCUACGCAGGAGUCGUCCACCAUUUAUCCGCAAAACGAAUUUUUUGCCUCAGAUACCGUCCAAGAACCCGCCGCGGGAGUACCGAUCCCUCAGGACGUGCCACGAAGUGACAAUAGGCGUGGAGCCGGCCGGCGCCACCAAGUACUGCAUCCUGGUGAAGGAGCUGCGGAGUUCGUCGUCCUUGGCGAGUGUCACGACCGUGCCGGAUCAGUGCGGGCUCCAUCGGCGCAGACGGUCCGAGUACAUGUUCGAGGUAUGCGAGGAGAAGCGCAACCCGCCGAACGACCGGGCGCUGCCGUUUACCCUCAGGAGGCUGCAGCCCGGCAAGGCUUACCUCCUGCAGAUCACGGCGCAGCUCAAGGGCCAGUCCUUGUCCUACCCGCUGCUGGGUGUGCGCACACGACGGUCCUGCGUAACGUAAUCCGUAUGAUUCCUGUUAAGCGAACUGUAAGACCGACGCGACGAUAGUCUACAGGAGCAUCGUUGGUGACUUCUAGACCCAUCUGUCUUCUCAUCAAGUAACGUGUACGAGAAACGUCCACGAGAUUUCCAGGAC